Molecule: messenger RNA, 4147 nt
Organism: Linum trigynum
Lineage: Eukaryota; Viridiplantae; Streptophyta; Magnoliopsida; Malpighiales; Linaceae
Source: the annotation of a GenBank genome assembly
CUAUGUGGGUAUCCCAACUGGCAGGGGAUGGUCACCUCGACGCCCAAUCCAACCUCUAGAUCUUUCAUCUACACUAACAUGCCAAACCACUCAAAUCCAUAACCAUCUCAUGCAAAUCCUACAUAGGCAAUCAUGAAAAUCAUAUGGAGAGACAAGUUCAAACCAUAAACAAUAUAGAUAAAUGCCUAUAAAAUCUAGCUAAACUCAUUUCAUUCACAAACCCUAACAAAAUUCCUUGUACAUAGUAAAACCUAAAGCUAGGACUUUGGAAUUAAAGCCCUAGUACCUUGAGUAACUACCCCAUAAAGGGGAAAGAAGAUACAUGGAAGAAUGGAGAAGAAAACUAGAGAUGGGGGAUUGGUGAGAAAUCACUUCCUUCUUGGCUCCUUCUCUUCUUCUCCUUCCCUCAACUUCUCUCUCCAAUCACUCUCUAAAACAAUAAAUUUUACAAGUGUUUUUCAGUUGUCUUUUGAAGGUGAAGGAGUCCCCUAUUUAUAGAUUUCAGGAGGACAGACAAGUUCACGGUUGAGGGCUAGGAGAUCGCGGGGUUGAACUCUGGGUGUCAGGCCGUGAUCUUGAAAUGAAUUAUUUCUGCCAUGGCUGAAUCUGGAGUUCGCGGCCUGACUUCACGAUCGCAAUCCAUGAUUCAUGGUCGCGAUCUUUCUCGCGGUCUUGGACAACUAAGACUACGAGUCGACUAUCCAGCUAUCUUUCCUUGGUGGAUGCUUCCUCAAGUUCACGACUGACACUCCCCAGAUCGUGAGCGCGAUCUUUGCUCCAAAGCCCGUAAUCUUGCUGCUUGACUUCUUUCCUCCUCUUCUCGGCCGUGAUCUCCUUGUUUUGCUCCUUUUCCUACACUUAUGACCCCUUUUGUGCAAAAAACACAAAUAUCAUCUAAUACACCCUAAAUGACAUAAAUUUAUCCGAGGAACAGAUUCGGGAUACAUUGCAUGAAAUAUUAACCGUUGAGAUCAUGACUAGUUUAAUUGACCAACUGGUUUAGUGUUUUAAUCAUAAUUUUAAAAAAACUAUAACUUGAACUAAUAUCAUCCAACCCUAAUUACUCAUUUUAAUUCCAGUUCGUCUUCUUCACUUUGCACUUCCUUUUCUAUUUCUGUGAUCCGCUACCCAUUAUAGUAUUUUAAUCAUAAAAACUGAGAUUUUGUGUAGAAGCGUUUUAGUGACCUAGAAACGUAAAUCGUAAGUUUUUAAGUUUUAAAGCGGGAUUUUAACUUCAUUGAUCCUAAUUACUAACUUGAGUUUGAUAACAAUUUUGUAUGAUUUCAUUUAUGAGAGGGUUUGGAUGAUACAUUAUAAAUUUUGGUGAUAAAUGAUAUAGGUUAUAAAUUAUUUAUAGUUAGUGACAAAAUUUCAUCAUAAAUUAGUAUAUUAUAUAUGCCGCCUUUUUUACAUUGAUUCAGACAUAUUUAUACAUGUUUUACUCCUUUAUAUCUUGAUUGUUUGACUUGGUAAUUGUUGUUUUUCGACCUAUUUUACGCUAGGUUGUGCUUCUUUUUAUCACAUUUUAGGUCCUAGUACGUGUAGGAAGGUUGGGGACGAGUUUCAGGACAAUUAGGGAUCAAAAUGCCCCAAAUGUUGAAGAAGAGGUGAAGAUCACGACCUGAACUCAAAUAUCACGACCCCAGACCGUGUGAAAAUGGCAACAAGGGUGUGAAGUCGGCAAGGUUCCAGAAGAAGAUGACCAUCUCGCGGGCAGGUCUGAGAUCACGGUCGCAGGCUGUGAUCUUUGCAAAUGAGGCCAUGAACAUUGGCCACGACUGCAGUGUUAACAGAUGAGAUCACGACCUAGCUGUUGAGAUAAGGAGAGCUUGAUUUUUAUUUUAGGGUUUUGAUCCAAAACACCAAAGUGGCAUUUCUAGAGAGAGAGAGAGAGAGAGAGAGAGAUAGAUCUUGGAGCUUGAUUGGGGGCUUGAGUUGAUCUUGGAGUCAAGGAUUCAAGCCUAGAAGAUGAAGAUCUUGAGCUAUUUUGUAAUCUCUCUCUUCUCUUUAUGAAUUCGCCUUUUUCUCUUAGGUUGAAGAAUCCCAUGUCUAGAUUUUGAUUAGAUGUUGAUGUAUGUGACAAAUCCUAUGUUUGAUUGUUCAUAUUAUCUAUUUGAUGGAUGUUUAUCAUGGAUUGCAUGAGUUUUGAUUCUAUCUCAUGUCAAUUAAGAUUUUCAUCUAGGUGGGAGAAGAUCCCCCCUAUUUGCCCAUUCUGGAAAUUAGGAUCACUCCUCAUCUAUGUCGUCCGAGUAAUCCUCCGAGGGAGUCAAUUCGAUCAUUUUCCUAGGUUGAAUAGAGCACCUAUCAAUCCAUCACUUCACCAUUCCGGGACAUUCCUAAGAGAGUUGAUCGCCUAACGGUAUGGAUAACGAGUCAAUCGACCUAUGAUGGUACACAACAUCGGUCUAAAUGAUGGAACUACGACGAUUCAAGCUAAGAGAGCUCCAAACUUGUAAUUAACUAGGGUAGAGUAGUUAGGCUAGUUAGCUUAAUCACUAUUCUAGGUUGGGUAGAUAACGAAACUUAGGCCAAAUUAAGCUACAUCUAGGGACCUGUGGUUCGAUAAUUUUAUUACUUGCUUACCCUAUACUACACCCAAUCGUUGGUUAAACUUGACCUUCGAUUGAGAAGUUGUAGUUAGAGCGAGCCAUACAUUGUAUGAAUGAUUAUAUCAAUGGUUAAUCAAUAAUUUUAUAAUAAUUACCCAAUAAAUAAUAAAUCACUAUAACUUAUACAAAACCAACCAAAACAUAGACCAAAAGGUUCUGUAUUAACUAUUAAGGCUACGAGGCAUUGUACAGAAAAGCUAAGCCCAGAUCCAGAACUGAAAAGCCCAACUAAUUUCCGAGUGCUGCACGGAUGACAAAAUCUUUUUUUUCUUUUUUCUAACGAAUGCACAAUUUCAAUCUUUCGCUUCCCCUGUAAGAGAGACACAGAUUAAGAAGAGAGAAAACUGAGAAAAUUCAAACCGCCGGAAGGACUCUUGGGAUUCUCUGAAUCUCCAUUGCCUUUAGCUUUUGCUUCCAUCCACAAUCUAACAAGCAAACAACGGCAACUGAUGACCCGACUCGUUAAACGCGAGCCCGGCACCGGACCCGUGAAACCCGAGCCCGGCGCCGGCCCCGACAAUGCGGCCGCCGUCGACUUGAGUGACUGCAGAGUUCUCCGUUCUCAGUACCAUACUGUCCAGAAUCUCAUCCAAGAUGAAGCAGACGACAUCGGAAGCGCGGAAUCCAACAAGUUCAACACCAUCUUCAACCAGCUCCAGAGCUUGCACGAGCGAGUGACCAGACCGAGGGAGCAAUUGGCUGAUGCAGAGGCUCUGUUGGGGAUUACAAGUUCGUUGGUGAAAGGAGCCAAGAUCAAUUCCAACGCCAUUACGCCUUCCAAGUUCAUCGAUUUCGUACUUAGAGACUUUGGCAGAGUGCAGCACUACAGGCAUGGUGAUCGAAAGAGAUCGUCUGUUAAUUGGCAGAAGAUUGGUGUUUCAGUGUCUCAUAUAUUCAAGCCCUUUCGAGGAUGCUCCACAAUGGUUGGCACAAACAGUGCAGUGAAGCAGAGGAAGCCUGCAGCUAGGAGAGGCCGGCGACCCAGCGAAAAAUCUGCCUUGCCGAAACAGGUCGAUCCUCACGUCGAGGAACAGGAGAAGACGGGCACGACGGAUGAAACUAUGCUGACCAUGUUCAGUAUCUUGAGGAAGGAGAGGAAGGUGGAUCUUGAACACCUGAUACUGAACAGUAGCUCGUUUUCGCAGACGGUGGAGAAUUUGUUUGCAUUGUCGUUCCUUGUAAAAGACGGAAGGGUCGAGAUUCAAGUUGAUGAUGAAUCUGGUCGCCAUAUAGUCUCUCCGAGGAAUGCACCAUCAGCCACUAUGAUUGCUUCCGGCGAUGUUUCUUACCGGCAUUUUGUCUUCAAAUUCGACUACAGUGAUUGGCAGUUGAUGUGCUCUUCAGUCGGGGUUGGAAAGGAGCUGAUGCCACAUAGGACUCAAGAAGCCAGCUCUGCUGACUAGAAUCUCAAGGUGCAUAAUUGUAGAUUAUUCCCAAGUUUAUGCUCUGCAGAAAGCUUCACUACCAAACAAAGUUCCAUGCUAAAGAUGCAAAGCUCUUUGUUCGCUCUCUGUUCGAUUCAACUGAAAUCAGCUCUC